AUGGGAAAUCAUUCGAGUUCUUCAAUGAAAAGAACUCCUUCCAAAUUAAGUUUAUUGAGAAUGAAUUAUUCUGGGAAGGGAAUGUUGAAUGGAAAUUCUCAACAACAACAACAACAACAAAAUUCACAACAACCACAACAACAGAUGAGAGUGAUCAUGUUGGGAACGGGUGGAGUCGGAAAAAGCACCUUGUUCAAAAACAUUAAGCUCUUAUUCAACGGCGGUUUCGACUCUGACGAGUUUCUCUCUUAUCGAGAAGUCAUUCUCUCCAACAUUGUCCAAAUGGUUCAAUUCGUCUUGCGAGCUCUCAUUACACUCUUUCCCGAACACAAAAUUGAAAAACCAGAAAAUGAAGAAUUUGCAAAUAAUAUUCUGAGAUUGGAUUGUGAAGAUUUUAUUCAUAUUUUGAGGAUUGUGGAUGAGAAUUUUAUUGCACGAGUUCAGAAAUUGUGGUUUGAGGAACAGGCUAUUUUGAGAGCGUAUCAUUAUAGACAUCGAUAUCAAUUACCUGUUGAGGAUUUACCCGAUUUGAUCAAACAAAUGGACCAAAUCUAUGCAUUGCCAAAAACAAAACAUGUCAUGUCGUCGUAUGUGAAAACUACUGGAAUUGUUGAAACAGAAUGUGUUUAUAGGAAUACUCGGAUACGUGUGUUUGAUACAGGUGGUCAACGCAAUGAACGAAAAAAAUGGGUCCAUCUCUUCAGCUCUACAAAUGCCAUUGUUUUCAUUGUUUCACUUUCCGAAUACAAUCAAGUCUGCUAUGAAGAUGACAAAUCCAAUCGAAUGAAAGAAUCCCUUUUACUUUUUGAGGAAAUUGUCAACGCGUCAUGCUUUGAAGGAGUUCCAAUUUUUCUCGUAUUCAACAAGAAGGAUGUCUUUCUUCACAAAAUUCAAUAUUUUGACAUUAGUGAAGCAUUUUCUGAUUUGCCCAAUCACAUUCGACUUCACAAACCAAUCAAAAAUUUUCACAAACUCGCCAACGAUGCCAAACGAAAACACAACAUUCAACAGAAAAAACAUAGACGAGUACCAGGAACUCUGGAAAGUGCACAAAACCCAAAAACGAUGGAACGAUUUCAAAGAGCUCGCUCAGCAUCGAUUCAAAAACAAAAACGUAAAAAUUCACUAGCUGCCGUGUAUGGUUCAUCGCCGCAGUGCCUUCCUCGAAUGUCUCCAUCGAGAUUUGUUGUGGAAAAUCAUCAUUUAUUAUCAGAAGAAGAACAAUUUAAAAUUCGUCAAGAAAAUUGGCAGAAAAUUCCAAGUGAUUUAUUAAUUUAUAUUUGUUUCUAUUUGGAUGCUGUGGAUUUGUGUACUCUGAGUACUGUGAAUUACGAAAUGUAUAUUAUUGCAACAUGUGAUACGGUUUGGAGAUCCUUGUGUUUUAGUCUAAUGAAAGAUAUUGAUGAAGAACAUGUGGACCUUCUAUAUAAGGAAAGAUAUCAUUUAUUCGAACCUCAAUUGACAGGUAAAGCGAGCAAUCCAGAAGAAAGUCCUUCGUCGUCAUCAACCGCGUCGUCGUUAUCCAUAAUUUCAUCGGUUUCGACACCAACAACAUCAACUGCAACAACCACAAAAUCCACACUCAAUUCUUCAUCCUCAGGAAGUAUUUUGAGUUCAGUCAUGUCAAGUGUCAAUGCCAAUGACAAAUCUCCCAGUUCGAUGAGUAAGGCCAUUUCAAUUCAAGGAAAUGUGUUUUCAAGCCAAACUCAACAAAAUACGAAUGCCAAUUGGAUUAAUAAUUAUUUCAACAUGAAUCAUUCGACAACUACUCAACCCAUUCCAUUAUUUGGAGCCAAAGAUGGAAUUGAAAUUUCCAUCACUAGUGCCACCAAUACCACAAAUCAUCCUUCACAUCAUUUCACAAAUUCCACAGUAAGCAUGUACAGCGAUAGCAGUAGUGAAGAAGAUGUUGCCAAUACCAUGUUAACAAGUUUACAUUCAUUCAUACAAGAAGAACGAGAAGAACGAGAAUUUAGAAAAAGAAAAUGGAGAUUCUUUUAUGAAAUUGGAGGAUAUGUCUAUCGAGAUUCAAUCAAGUAUAUUCAACAACAAUUUAUUGAUUUGGCCAAAGAUGAAGAACGAAGAACACAAUUAUGGAGAGACGUGAGAGUCACAAGUGCUACCAAUGCAUCCACUGUUCGAGAAUUAUUGGAAUAUGUUUUUGACACGAUUAUUGAUGCACAGAAACGAAUUUUGAAAUGGAUGAAUUGUCAAGUCCUUCUCCCAAUUCCUCGAAAUCUCCAAGACGAGUGGCUACGAGUAAAACUAAAAUUAAGAAUUAAUGAAAAUGGAAAUUCAGAUUUGUGCAUGGACACAAGUGGACCCAAGCACUUGAGCCAAAGAGAAGGAAUGAUCGUUCAGUUAUCCUCCACUUCAAUCAAAUCCAUUUCGGCACUUGCCAUUCAUCCCGAUCAACGAACGGUUUCAGUAUACUUGAAUGUUGUUGGAAAGCAUCUCUUGAUCCAUAAUGUAACCAAGUAUCAAUUAGUGGGCACCAAGAAGUUUGAACUUGUGCAAGAGUUGCAUAGCAUUGAACCUCGUGCUAAAUAUGUUCAUGAACAAUCCAUGAUUGUUGUGGAGCGUUCUACUUUCAUGAAAUACAAUUUGAUAAGAAUUGAUUUGAAUGAAAAUUGUGCAAUCAUCAAGUGGAGGUUUCCACUGACAACACACGUUGAAAAUAAGUGGUGUAUUGAUGUUGAAACCGAUCAGUUAUUUGUUUCCGUUGGGGAUAGUUUGAAAGUUCUAUCCUUACAUGAUGGAAUGGAAGUGGCACGUUAUGAUUUACCAUUGAAACAACUUUCAUGUUUAGAAAUUAACAGCAUCGAUUCGAAUGAAUUGAUUGCAGUUUCGCAUACGCGUGCUGAAAUAUCGUAUGUGGAUAAGAGGAGUUUUCAAAUACGUUCAACGAUCAAUGUGGAAUCUCAAAUGCUUUCGAUAUUAAAGAAAAGCAUGGUGUUUAAUGUUAAAUGCAUGACUCAAGAUAGACGUGGUCAAUUAUACCUUGCCAUUCAUUGGUAUUCUCCUGCAAUGAAAGCACAUUCUGGAAUUUAUGACUCUUCUUUUUAUUUAGUGACUUUGAAUAAUGAUCGAAUUAUUUCCAUAGAGGAAGGUUUGGUAAACUUUUACACCAACACGAUGGAAAUAGAUUCAACUUCAAAACUAUUAUUCAUUAUGAAAAACAAAAGGAGGUAUGGACAGCACGAUUGA
This is a messenger RNA of Naegleria lovaniensis, 3207 nucleotides long. RefSeq lists its product as uncharacterized. Gene Ontology annotation, molecular function: G protein-coupled receptor binding; guanyl nucleotide binding; GTPase activity. Gene Ontology annotation, cellular component: heterotrimeric G-protein complex. Gene Ontology annotation, biological process: adenylate cyclase-modulating G protein-coupled receptor signaling pathway. The record is from RefSeq and is a predicted model, not a curated record. NCBI's taxonomy places the organism in Eukaryota, Heterolobosea, Eutetramitea, Acrasida, Naegleriidae. The coding region runs from base 1 to 3207 and encodes 1068 amino acids. The transcript is spliced from 5 exons.